Molecule: messenger RNA, 4303 nt
Organism: Siniperca chuatsi (mandarin fish)
Lineage: Eukaryota; Metazoa; Chordata; Actinopteri; Centrarchiformes; Sinipercidae
Gene: uhrf1
Product: ubiquitin-like with PHD and ring finger domains 1
Exons: 17
Coding region: 177-2507 (776 amino acids)
Biological process (GO): negative regulation of gene expression via chromosomal CpG island methylation
Molecular function (GO): ubiquitin protein ligase activity; metal ion binding; protein binding
Source: RefSeq, a predicted model, not a curated record
UUUUUAGAGCAGGCGGGAUGUGAAAGUCUUGAAGAAUAACUCAUUGAUCAAUCUCCAACAAGGCAUAGAGUUGGUCGUGUAAACCUUGCCUAGAAGUUAUUUGGAGAAAACGUGCGCGUUACUCCUUAAACGUCAAUUUCUUGUUUUCACUUAGACGAACAAACAGGGCAGCUGCAAUGUGGAUUCAAGUGCGCACAAUGGAUGGGAAGGAAACCCACCGGGUGGAUUCCUUGUCCAAACUCACCAAGGUGGAUGAACUGCGUCUCAAAAUCAUGGAACUCUUCAAGGUGGAGCCGGAGAGACAGAGGCUGUUUUACCGCGGCAAGCAGAUGGAAGACGGCCAUACCAUAUUCGACUACAACGUGGGCCUAAACGACAUAGUGCAACUGCUUGUUAGACAGAAGACGGCCCCUGCUGAUGUUGUCAAAAGCAAAGACAAAGAAGCUGAGCUCUCCGACUCUGAUUCUGGUUGUGGCUCAACCCAGAGUGAGUCUGACAAGAGCUCAACUCAUGGCGAGGUAGAGGGUCAGACCGCUGGCACCUCUGCCCAGACAAACACCCCAGAGCUCGUUGAUCCAGGGUUCGGAUUUUACAAGAUCAAUGAGCUGGUGGAUGCAAGGGACUUGAACAUGGGGGCAUGGUUUGAGGCCCAGAUCGUGAAUGUUACUAAGACAACAAAGACGCCUAAAGAGGAGGCUGCUGAGGCACAGGAAGAGGAGAUAUUGUACCAUGUUAAAUAUGAAGACUACCCAGAGAACGGGGUGAUUCAGUUGCUGGUAAAGGAUGUUCGUCCGAGGGCCCGUACGGUGUACCAGUGGCACCAGCUGGAGCCAGGAAUGGUUGUUAUGGUCAACUACAACCCAGACGACCCCAAGGAGCGUGGCUACUGGUACGACGCUGAGAUCCAGAGAAAGAGGGAGACGCGCACCCUGCGAGAGAUCUACGCCAAGAUUAUCCUUGGUGAUGCUGGUGACUCGCUUAAUGACUGCCGGAUCAUGUUCCUGACCGAAAUCUACAAAAUUGAGGAGCCUGGUUCUCUGGGUGACACCCCAGCUGGAUCAGAGAGUCCACUAAAAAGAUCAAAUGGACCUGAGUGCAAGCACUGUAAGGAUGAUCCCAAAAAAAACUGUCAGUGGUGUAACUGCCAUAUCUGUGGCAUCAAGCAGGAUCCUGACAAACAGUUGCUGUGUGAUGAAUGCGACAUGGCCUAUCACACGUACUGCCUGAACCCUCCGCUCACCUCUAUCCCAGAAGACGAGGACUGGUAUUGUCCAGGUUGCCGUAAUGACGCCAGUGAGGUUGUGUUGGCUGGAGAGAAGCUGAAAGAGAGCAAGAAGAAAGCUAAGAUGGCUUCAGCCAGCUCCUCCAGCCAGAGGGACUGGGGCAAGGGAAUGGCCUGUGUUGGUCGAACCAAGCAGUGCACUAUCGUCCCGUCCAACCAUUAUGGCCCAAUCCCCGGCAUCCCAGUCGGCUCCCUUUGGAAGUUCAGAGUGCAGGUCAGUGAAUCUGGCGUCCACAGGCCACAUGUAGCUGGGAUUCACGGCAGGAGCAAUGAUGGUGCCUACUCUCUGGUCCUGGCAGGAGGCUAUGAGGAUGACGUGGAUGAUGGUAAUGAGUUCACUUAUACUGGCUCUGGAGGGCGAGAUCUUUCUGGAAACAAGAGGACUGCUGAGCAAUCAUGUGAUCAGACACUUACCCACAUGAACCGGGCGCUGGCUCUCAACUGCAACGUCCCUGUCAACGACAAAAACGGAGCGGAGUCCAAGAACUGGAAGGAAGGCAAACCGGUUAGAGUUGUGCGCAGCUGCAAGGGUCGCAAGCACAGUAAAUACAGCCCUGAGGAAGGAAACCGAUAUGAUGGGAUAUAUAAGGUGGUGAAGUACUGGCCAGCCAAGGGCAAGUCUGGCUUCUUGGUCUGGCGGUAUCUGCUGAAGCGUGAUGAUGAUGAGCCGGCACCAUGGACCAGAGAUGGCAAGGACCGCAUCAAGAAGCUCGGUCUCGCCAUGCAGUAUCCUGCUGGAUAUCAGAAAGAGAAAGAGAACAAAAAUGAAGUGGAGGAAGAGGCGGCAACACCCAGCAAAGCAAAGAGGAAGAGAAAAUCUCAGAGCAGCGACUCCCCCAAGACCUCACCAGCCAAGACUCCUAAGAAAAUAAAGGUAGAAGUGUACAAACUUACCAAGGAGCAGAAAACCCUCAUCAAGAAUGACAAGCCAAACCAGAAGCUGUGGGAUGAAGCCAUGGAGUCACUGUCACUUGGACCGAAAUUCUUGAACAAAGUUGAGGAAGUUUUCCUCUGCAUUUGCUGCCAAGAAGUGGUCUAUCAGCCCGUCACCACAGAGUGUCAACACAAUGUCUGCAGGGAAUGCCUUCAGCGGUCCUUCAAAGCAGAUGUGUACACCUGCCCGGCCUGCAGGCACGACCUGGGCAAAAACUACUCCAUGGCCGUCAACAAAUCCCUGCAGGACAUUCUAAAUCAGUUUUUCCCAGGGUACAGCAAUGGGCGAUGAUCAUUGGUUCUGCCUACUCAACCCUCGAGGAAACGCGAUGUAAACUGUAAGGGGAAUUUUCAGUAGAGGCAAUAAAGAAUCAGUUUCUCUUAAUAUAUUUUUAUGAUUAUAAAACUACAAUGUUUGUGGACUUCAAUGCUACCAUGUUUCACCUUGGAUCUGCCAUGAUGUGUAGUCAAUGAUAAAUUGAAAAUUCCUUUGUAACUGUACCAUUACACCGUUAAAAUGUUCAACCUUGAUUUUACUCCCAGCGUUUCAUUUUGUUCCAUUAACUAAUGCUAAUAUUAUCCAUAAUGUAAAAUGUUUGUUACUUUUAACUAAAUCCCUCCAUGUUUAGCACUCCUUAAGAGAACGUUAAGUCAAAAUUAGCCGUUUGCCAAACUUUUUUGUUUGUCUUGUACAAGACUAUUAUUAGAAUCUGGAUCUUAUCUGGUCUGCCGUUAGUUUGGCUGUGUUUGGUCUUCAUUUUGGUGCAGUUUUUAAAAAAUCUGAUCAUGCAGUUAAUAUUAUUAUAAUAUUAAUUGGUCUACAUUCACAUCUGACCUGGAAGGCUCUAUUGCGUGUCCUGUAGCUCUGCACUUGUCUGUACUUCUACUUUUUAAAAUCUCUGCUUGUUCUGUUUGUCUCUGUUUACAAACAGAAUGCAGCUUGAUUUUCUAUUAAGUCAAUUUAUAAACCAGACAAAAACAGACUAUCACGAUAAUGUUGUCUUGACAGGCUUCCAAAUGUGACACCUCCUGUGUGUCCUGGCAUGAUCAGAUGAUUUAAAUUGCACAAUGACAAGUGAACAAAGCCCUUUUCUUUUUCUUUUUUUUCUUCUUUUUUUUUGAGAAAAGAGGCCUUCUGAAACUAAAGCUGCUCCAUCAAGUGUAGAUGAGAUCUUAUGUACAAGCACAAACUGAACCAAAGUUUUGUUUUUCUGCUCUUCAGCAGUCUAAGGGGAAGUGUCCUGUCGGGGAGCGGUGUCAUCACAUAUGGUUGGAUUUUCUAACUUGUGUAUUGGUUCCUUAAAUAUUUUCAUACAGUAACUGUAUAUUUGUGUAUGAAGUUUGUGAAAGUUGGUUUAAAAGUUACUAUGAAUUUGAUAUAUACCUUGAAAGCAAAACAUGAGAUUCUUAAGGCCAUUAUAUUCUGUGGUGUAGAUUUGAUUUCCCCUGUUUUUCAAAACGUUAAUUUUGAUAAAGUCCAAAGAAACAAAAGUACUUAACAAAGAGUGUAAUGUAGAACUCCCAUCUAGCUCUUUAGACAUUGUCCCUGACACGCAAACCUAAUUGAGUCUAGAAACUGUAUUUGUAUUUUUUGCUAAAAUUUAAAUUUGUACUUUUUCAUCAUUUUUUUUUUUUUUUUUUUAAAUAAUCUAUUACUGCCAUCUGUGGGGUGGGGUGGGGGGCUGUUCAGUCAGAUUGUCUCCUGUGGUCACUUUUACUAUCUGACCUCAUUUAAAAAAAACAGAAUAUGCUUGCAUUAAGUUGAAACGUUAAGGAAAUUCCACACAGUGCUCCUGAAAUUUGAUAUUGAAUCUAAAUUAUCUGAAUUUGUUAUUUACUACUUUUGCCGUUGCCUUGUCUUUUAUGAAUAUUUGGUGUUGAAUUUCAACAGCAGUGUGUGACAAUGUCCAUCCACAUGUCAGCACUUUGCGUUUUGAUGCAGAGACAAAGAUUUGCAUAGACUGGGAAAUGUAUAUUUUCUGAAAUUGUAUAAUUUUUUAGUCCAUUUUAGUUUUGAUAUGUAGUUUUAGAAUUGCUUGCACACGUUUGGUGCAAAAAUUUGUUAUUCAAUAAAAAAGUGAAAAUGAA